Messenger RNA from Triticum aestivum (bread wheat), 4221 nucleotides. RefSeq names its product putative disease resistance protein RGA1. The record is from RefSeq and is a predicted model, not a curated record. The transcript is spliced from 2 exons. Bases 1552 to 2505 code for a protein of 317 amino acids. Lineage: Eukaryota; Viridiplantae; Streptophyta; Magnoliopsida; Poales; Poaceae.
UCCCCUCUGAAUAUUGUCUCGAAAAGCAAAAGCUCCUCUGAAUCGGAGUGAGGAAGAAAUUGUGGGAGCAACAGCAGAGGAUGAGAGGAGGCAGCAACGCCGCUCGACGGCGUACGCCCGGCCCGGCAGCCGUCGGCUCGCCGGUGAACUCGUCCGCCGCCACACGCCCUCCACCCUCGCCGUGGUGGCAGGCUAGAUGCAGCUCAACAACUGAGGCGAGAGAUCCCGUUUCCUUUCAACAGGCUUGCUCUUGAUUUCUCUCAGUCUUUCCGAUUUAUUUCAAUCUCAUUAGCUGAGCAAGUGGUUUGCGGAUUAAAUUUGAGAAUACGGAUUGAUUUAUUUUAAUCAAAUUAUAAGUUAGGGUUUGAAGGCCCAUGGCAGCAGGCUAGCAGGGGCAAUUCCGAUUCCUUUGGACAGUUUUAUUUCAAUGUUAACUGAAUAAAUGAUUCAUGGAUUGGUUUUUGUUUUGUUUUGUUUUGUUUUAUACAGAUUUGAUUUUGAGGGGGGUUGGCUGAAUUUUCUCAGGUUGACGUUUAAGGUUUCAGUUAUGGCCCAUUCGGAGAAUAAAAGUAUCCACUCCAUCAAUAUCAUGAUACAAUCAUGCAAAUAUCGUAUUCGAACCGUAUACAUACCCUUUAGCAACUUUGAGAACUAAAUAUACGCUUUGGGGCUCCUUUGGACACAAAGAAAUUUCUGCAGACUGAAACUGUAGUAGGACUUGGUCAGUGCAUGCCAAGUCUCUCCUUGACAAAUACGCAAUGCUUGAUUUGUUGUUCAACUUCGGGCUAGUUGAAUACUAGAUUCAGAUAAUGAAGUGUUGGCAGCUAAGAACCAAGAGUUGGUUCUCAGUUAAGUCAGUUUGAUUGAUGCAGAGAAAAAUAUGUGGUCAGUGCAUGCCAAGUCUCUCCUUGACAGAUACGCUAUGCUUGAUCUGUUGUUCAACUUCGGGCUAUUUGAAUACUAGGUUCAGAUAAUAAAGUGUUGGCAGCAAAAAACCAAGAGUUGAUUCUCAGUCAAGUCAGUUUGAUUGAUGCAGAGAAAGAUAUGUGGUGAUGCUUCAGCAACAACGACCGGACAGUUGGUUCUCAGUCAAGUCUGUCGCAUAGAAAGAAAUACAUGGUGAUGGCUCGUCAACAACGGCCCAAGAGAUCAGAGUGGUGUACCUGCCAUUAGGAAUCAGUCAAGUCUAUGUGAUAAAGCAACAAAAAUUGCAACCCGAUACAAAGGAUGGCGUGCAUGGAAUCGAUCCAAUUCUAGUGAGUGGAGCACUGGCAUUUUCUAUGGUAAAACGUUUUACUAUUGACCAGCAAGGUUGACUUUGCUAACCAGCAGAGGCAUCAACUUCCAAGCUCAGUGUUCAUUCCUGAAGAUACAAGUCCCCCUAGUCCCAAAUCGAUCCCUCCUUUUUUGACCAGGAACCAUGACUUUGCUAACCAGCAAUGACCAGGGAGGCAGGGGCAGAGCAUAAAAGGAGUUUACAGAGACAUGAACUAUUCAACUUCCAAGCUCAGCGUUCAUUCCCGAGGAUACAAGCCCCCCUAGUCCCCGCAAAUGGAGAUUUUCAUUUCUGCGUUGAUGGGUGAACUCAUAUCAAGAUCCAUGAGUUCCAUCAUCAACAAAUACUCCAAGCCACCGGCGGAGGCCGUGGAGGCUGGCUUAGAGAGGAUUCUACUCAGGGGGCAGGUCAUCAUCGGCGAGGCCAUGGGGCGGCACAUCACAAACCACGGAAUGCUCCAGCAGCUUAGUAUGCUGAGGUAUGCCAUGUACCAAGGCUACUAUGUGCUCGACACCUUCAGAUGCCAAGCGUACCAACAAGAGGAGAAUAUUCAGGCUGUCAGUCAAUCUGGGGUCGUGUCCAAAUUUCGUUAUGCACAACGGCUCUGUCUCUCCAGCAGCAACAGCAAAAAAACAUCACAAGCGCUUGAAGAGGCUCUCGACGGUUUGAGAUCCAUGAUUCUUGAUGCCAGUGAGAUGGUGAGGUUCCUGACAACAUAUCCUCGCUUGCAUCGUCAACCUUACAGCAUGCAUCUCUUGCUGGACAAGUGCAUGUUUGCCCGCCAGAGGGAGACAGAAGUAGUUAUGAACUUCCUUCUGUGCACACAAUCUUGUACUAGUAGCUUUGAUGUCCUCCCAAUUGUUGGUCCGGAGAAUGUUGGAAAGAGCACUCUUGUCGGUCAUAUCUGCGAAGACGAAAGAGUACGUGAUCGUUUCCCCCAGAUUGUUUUUUUCAGGCAUGAUAAUUUCAGAGCUGAAGAUGUAGCCGCUUUGAGAGGCAGAUGUGCAGCAAGACAUGAGAAUAAUGGGAGAUUGCUGAUCAUUAUCGACGUAGUUGGGGAUCUUGACGAAGAUCUGUGGGAAAACCUGUGCUUUCUUUGCCGGCAGAGCACUACAUGUGGUAGUAAAAUCAUUAUCACAAGCCGGUCUGACAAGAUCACAAAGCUUGGAACAACACAGACUCUAGUACUGAAGCAUCUGUCUGAUGAGGCAUUCUGGUAUUUUUUUUAAGGUGAUUACGUUUGGAAGUACAGAUCCCAAGAUGCACCCGAGACUCGUGUAUUUGGCAAUGGAGAUAGCAAAAUUGAUGUAUAACCUCGCUGAAGCAAGCAUCACUGCAUGUGUGUUGAGAGCCAAUUUUAACAUCAAUUUCUGGUGCAAGGUUCUGGCAUUCCGACGAGGGUGCAUGCAAAAGCAGCUCUGUAAGUCUGGGAUGCAUCCGUGUGAACUUCUCAGUGCGAAUAGACCUGUGUAUCUUCAACGAAUGGGAAGAACUACUGAAGAUGUUCUUGUUCUUGGUACUAAUCAGACAUGCUCUUCUGAAGAGGAAGUUCCCAAGAUAACGGCCGUAGAUGUUUUGUAUGGAAUCGCCAGGCCUCAAGGUGGGACAUUUAAGGUCCUUCUAUGGAAGUCUCGGAUACCGCCCUACCAUACCUACAUCCAAACUUAUGAGAUUCGAGAGCUGCAAGCCAGAGCGGUGAAGAGGAAGCGCCCUCUGAUGAAUGGCAUUAGACAUGUUUAGUUUUGUUAAUGUCUCUCUUGCGCCAGUGCUUCAGCACCGACACUGCGGAAGCCUGAUACGUACGCAGGUCAUCGUCAACUACAUAUGUGUGACCGCUGACAAACUCAGGAUCACAUGAAUGGCAUGAUCUUUUAUCUUUCCUGAAGGAGCAGCCUAUCUUGAACGGGUCAAGGCUUGGAUCCAGCAGCGUCUUUAUGUCGCGAAUGCAAGGUCCUGACAAGAAUCCAGCCACGUCUAGUCCCGCGGCGCUGUUGUAAAGAUUGUUGAAACUGCCGCACAGAUGAGAGGUUCUUGCCAUGCUCUUCAGGAUGCAUCCUAUGGGGUAGGUCAUGAAGCUGAGGAGCAGGUCCACGAACUCGUGCUUGCACUCUGCAUACAUGACCUUCCUGUCCUUUCUGUCAUAGAAAAGCUUGAUGAGGACCUGUGGAUAAUAUUCAGAGACUGUAGGAUCGCCGGUUUCUUGAUAUCGAGGCUUGGGAAUCGUGGGUAAGAGCUCUGCGAGUAAUGAUCUUUUUGCCAAAACUGUGUGAACAGCUUGACCAUUUCCUUUCGCGAGAAACACGUCAGUGAAUAUGGUGGUGGAUGAGAUACAGGUCUUGAGCAAGGAAACCACCUGAAAUUUAUGAAAAGAAUUGGAACCAUUAGUGAUAGGUAGCUCGUAAGCAUCAGGCCAAACAAAUUCAGUUUGGGUCAGCUGCCUGAAUUUUCCAGUGCCGCUUCCAACAAUUACCCUUUAGAUCAACAUCGACUCAACGAUUCUCAAUCCUCACCUCAAAAUCACUUUAAGGCUCCAUAUAAACUACUAUUACUAUUUCACAAUCAUUUCAGUUAAGUUACACACCUUCUAAAAGAGUAUUCUUCAGCUUAUAGUAGUAUUUAGAGUAAAAUGCAUUGGCAGUGACUUUAAUUUAGUAUUUACUAUGUUGGAAAUUUUCCAGUGAGUUUUGGUCGCAAGUUCAGUUACGUCAGCAACCUUGCUGGGCCUUGGACCUUGGGCUGGCAUCAAAGGAAUGGGAUUGAAGCCACGCCCGGAAGCCAGCAGCUCCUACAAGCAGGAGGCGAGGGUAUCGAGAUCAAGCAAACUAUCCCGUUGGAUCAGGCAAAAACGGCACGGCGGCUUCCUCGCCCACCUCGGGUCUUCUUCCUCAAUCUCCUUAUUGCUGUUUGAUUAUCUGCAACCAAUUGUUGUACUCUUGAGUGAAUCU